This is a messenger RNA of Harmonia axyridis, 363 nucleotides long. RefSeq names its product secreted RxLR effector protein 78-like. The transcript has a single exon. NCBI's taxonomy places the organism in Eukaryota, Metazoa, Arthropoda, Insecta, Coleoptera, Coccinellidae. The record is from RefSeq and is a predicted model, not a curated record. The coding region runs from base 1 to 363 and encodes 120 amino acids.
AUGGAAGCCGAAGAACAGGCGGGCUUCAGAGCGAGUAGAUCAACCACCGAUCACCUGUUUACUCUGACACAGGUUAUUGAACAAAAGAUUGCUCUGAAUCAAGAAACCCGUCUUCUCUUUAUGGACCUCAAAAACGCUUAUGAUAGUGUAACCCAACAAAAACUGUGGGACGCUUUGGAAAGAACCAAUAUAAGUGUAAACCUCAUAAAGGCGAUACAAGAGGUAUAUAGGGACAAUUGGUGUCAAGUGAGGAGAGGACAGAGGUUGUCUAGAGGUUUCAGCGUGGAUAAAGGUCUAAAGCAGGGUUGUUGUCUGUCACCCACCUUGUUCAAAAUAUACCUUGAGCAAGCCCUUAAAACAUGA